Messenger RNA from Sphaeramia orbicularis (orbiculate cardinalfish), 3497 nucleotides. RefSeq names its product inositol polyphosphate-5-phosphatase A (gene inpp5a). The record is from RefSeq and is a predicted model, not a curated record. Gene Ontology annotation, molecular function: inositol-polyphosphate 5-phosphatase activity. Gene Ontology annotation, biological process: phosphatidylinositol dephosphorylation. The transcript has 16 exons. The coding region runs from base 436 to 1677 and encodes 413 amino acids. Lineage: Eukaryota; Metazoa; Chordata; Actinopteri; Kurtiformes; Apogonidae.
AAUGGUCCGGGCUCAGAGUCCUGCUCCGGGAGGGACACUUCUACACCGCACAAAUUUAGGCACAACACUCAUCGCUGAAAUGAACCAGAGCCGUCAGACGGUCGCCCUGGAUUAAACCGGAACUUUUGUCUUUUUUUUUUUUUGAAACGAUGGCUGUGAAUGUGGAAAAGUAGCGGCACGAGACGCUAACCGUCAGCACCACCGCCGCCAACGGACCUUCUUCCACCGCAAAGCAACUCCCAGCAGAUGCACGGCCACCGCUGAAAAAUAUGCCCCAGCCGAGCCGCCUCAACCCCGGCUUCAGUCGCGAAUUCCCAGCGUUUUAACCAGUUUUCGUGAGAACGUUCGCCCCUUUUCUGCCCGCUCUUUUUUUUCCGCUUCUUACCCACAAACUCCGCCGUACAAGUCUCAGACCCACCUGCGCGAGACAGAAUUAUGGCAGGGAAGCUGACAGCAGCGCAAGGCACGGGAAUACUGCUGGUGACAGCCAACGUCGGAUCCCUGUUUGAGGAUCCUGAGAACCUACAGAAAACAUGGCUGAGGGAGUUCUACCAGACAGUACAGUCACAGAAACCUCACUUCUUGGCAGUGCAUUGUCAAGAGGUCGGUGGGAAGAAUUACGAGGCCUCCAUGUCACACGUGGAUAGUUUUGUGAAAGAGCUGUUGUCCAGUGACGCCAUGAAGGAGUACAGCCGAGCCCGCGUCUACCUCGAUGAGAACUACAAAUCCCAGGAGCAUUUCACUGCUCUCGGAAGUUUCUACUUUAUCCAUGAGUCUUUGAAAAACAUCCAGCAGUUUGAUUUCAAAGCCAAGAAGUUCAGGAAGGUGGUUGGAAAGGAGACCUGCUCAGAAACACUAGAAAGCACACCUUCACUGGAGAAGGAGAAGUUUCCACAGGACUACUUUCCAGAGUCCAAGUGGUCCAGAAAAGGAUUCAUCAGAACUCGAUGGGCCCUGGCUGACUGUGCCUUCGAUCUGGUCAACAUCCAUCUUUUCCAUGAUGCCUCCAACCUGGUGGCCUGGGAGAAAAGCCCCUCUGUCUACUCCGGGACCAGGCAGAAGGCGCUCGGCUACGUUUUAGACAGGAUCACGGACCAGCGGUAUGAGAAGUUGCCGUAUUUCGUGUUUGGGGACUUUAACUUCAGGUUGGAUUCGAAGCAGGUUAUUGAGAGUCUCUGUUCCACUGCCACCAUGCAGACAGUCAGAGCAGCCGACACCAAUGAAGUCGACAAGCUAAUAUUCCGAGAAAGUGAUAAUGACCGAAAGGUUGUUCUUCAACUUGAAAAGAAGCUUUUUAAUUAUGUCAACCAGGACGUUUUCCGGGAAAACAAUGGGACCUCACUUUUAGAAUUUGACAAAGAGCUUUCGGUGUUCAAGGAUCGGCUGCACGAACUGGAGAUCUCUUUCCCGCCCAGUUACCCAUACAGUGAAGAUUGCAGUCAGGGGAAAGAGUACAUGAACACCAGAUGCCCUGCCUGGUGUGACCGAAUCCUCAUGUCUGCCUCUGCCAGAGACCUGGUCUUAAAGCCUGAAAAUGAAGAGAAGUCUAUAGUGUAUGAUAACAUUGGACCCAACGUCUGCAUGGGGGACCACAAGCCUGUCUUCCUGUCCUUCCGAAUAACAACGGGGGCAGGUAAACCUAAUGCAAAUAAGCACAAGUGUUGUGUGGUGCAGUGAUGUCGUGGAAAGUGUUGCCAAAGGGGGGAGAAUAUAUUCCGUGAAGCGCCUCUGUGAGAACACACAAGAAACAAACAGGACACACACACACACAUGUCUGCUCACAUGUCCACUCACUGUUCACACACACACACACACACACACUUUGCACAAGCCUACACUGAAGAACCCAGUCAAACUUCUCAGCAGUGCUGACCAGUUGCAGUCGUCCUGACACCUCAUCCAUGCGAAAACCCGGUCGUUUUCUCUCCAUAAAACACUUGUUGAGAUGUGGACAAGCACCCGAGGGCCCGGCUCCAGACAAGACACACAUCGCUGACCUCACCGUUGCCGUGCAACCCCAUUCCCCAGAGACAAAAAAAAAAGAAAAAAAAAAGGACAGACGGACGGACGACUCUUUUCCAUGCCACAGCCUCUUUGCCAAAACUCUAAUUGAAAUCAGUCCUACUACAUACUUUUAGACACCGUACUUGCCAUUUUUAGGUAUGCCUCUAUGUAUAGAAGCUACUUUCCAUACAGUAUGUAAGGUGUUUUAAAAAGAAAAGUGCAAUGCAAAAAAAGUUGUAUAUCUAUAUUGUUAGGUUUAUUUGUACAUUGGACAGUAUAACAUAGAGUUGUUGAUGGUUUUAGUGCCGUUCUCUUUUCUGACCAAACUUUGUGGUCCUUUUUUGUUGAAAUAGAUAGACUUCUUUUUAUUUCAACAAUUUAUAUAUAUAUAUAUAUAUAUUUUUUUUUUUUUUUUUUUGGGGGGGUUUUUUUUUUUUUUGUGUGUUUUGUUUUGAGUUGUUGUUGUUGUUGUUGUGUGCACAACACACUGCCAUGCCUGACACAUCAGUUGAGUCUCAUUUUAUAUACUGUACUUUUUAAAGAGAUAAUUUAUAAUUCUUACCAAAAUGUUUAUGCUGAAGCGAGAAAAGAGUGAGCGGACGCGGUGACUGUUGGAGUUUUUUCUUUUCCUGCAGCCACGGUGACCUUUGAAUAGUCAGUACAAGAGGAGAGAAACAGCCGACGUGAUUUAUUGCCUAUCCAAGAAUGUUUUAAGCAGUGCCAUAGACCAUGCAAGUAUAUAAGAUAAAGUCUCAUAUAUAGCACUCUCACAUUAUGUCAUUAUUAUUCUUACUCUAACUUAUUUACCUAUAUUAUGGUUCUGAAUGUGAUAUUUUAGAUAGGCUUGGGUAUCCUUAAACUGUUUUUUUUUUUUUUGUCUAUUUUUGUUACUGCAUUAUGGUGCCAAGUAUCUACACAGAAAUGAAGUGUGUAAGACUUAUUAAAUAUGUCCGAUGGUAAGGGUAAUGACAUGUUAAAAGGAAAAAAAAAAAACUAAAAAAAAACAAUGUGAGAUGAACUCUAAAUGCUGGGGAAAAAAAGAGCAGAAUUGCUUUUUGUUUUUUAUGUAGCCUUCAACAGCCUUCAUCGCAGAUACUUCGAGCAUUACAGGUCGAUUCUGAAUAUUUGCAUUUAUUUUAAGUUACUACACUACAGAUUUCAGACUAAUUGACCCUCCGAUUUUGUUUUUUAUUGUUUUGUUUUUCAUCUAAAUCACCGCAAGUGGAGAUGAUUUUUGUGCCUGCCGCAGAAUUUAUGUUGUCUCGUGUGAUUUGGUUCAUAGGCGAAACAGAAAAAAAAAAAAAAAAAAGAUAACCUCUCUGCUUGUUUUGUUCCUGCUGGUCAUUGUGAGUAUACUGUAGGAGUAAGCCGCAGUUUUUACUUCACUCCAUCUUAAUUAAAGCAGAUAGAGAUUUUAUUCUAGCCCCUCUCUGGACGGCCUGGCCUCUACUGUAGGUGAUGCAGUUCUCAAGCAAUAAAAACCAUUAGAGCUC